Molecule: messenger RNA, 407 nt
Organism: Sipha flava (yellow sugarcane aphid)
Lineage: Eukaryota; Metazoa; Arthropoda; Insecta; Hemiptera; Aphididae
Exons: 3
Coding region: 1-369 (122 amino acids)
Source: RefSeq, a predicted model, not a curated record
AUGAAUGAAAAAAGAUCAUUAUGGGAACGAUUCGAGAUUUUGCAUAGUGUAGAAGUUCAAAAAAGAGAAAGGAAUAUUAAACUAACCCUUGCAGCAGUCGGUAUCACGGGCGAAUUUCAUUCUUCCGGUCCACGUGCUGUCACGAUUGCCCGUCGGAGGCAGCGGUCGUGGCGAUUGCGUUUCAACAGCGCGUUUAAACCCGGAAGUCCGCAGGACCGAAAUAACGCGAAGCGACGAGGCGGGACGGGCGUAUAUCCGAGGAGACGGCGAAGAGGACGUACGAGCUUAGAUAUGAAAAUUCUGCAAGAAUACAUAAAACGGCACCGUCUUGAAGAUUGCCCCAUUACAUCUACUGUAAUACAACAUUGAUAUAGUCAGGGCUGGAGAGUAUCAUAGAUACUGGUAUU